This is a messenger RNA of Pseudocercospora fijiensis CIRAD86, 1843 nucleotides long. RefSeq lists its product as uncharacterized. Gene Ontology annotation, molecular function: copper ion binding; oxidoreductase activity. The transcript has 3 exons. Lineage: Eukaryota; Fungi; Ascomycota; Dothideomycetes; Mycosphaerellales; Mycosphaerellaceae. The record is from RefSeq and is a predicted model, not a curated record. Bases 35 to 1843 code for a protein of 602 amino acids.
UCAUUCGUUGCAAAGAGGGCAUAAGACUGCGGUGAUGAAGUCGUUAACUUUGUUCAGCUUGGCAUACGCUGUAGCCACUAUCAAACCAGCUCAUUCCUUGGCCUUUCCGACUCCUGUAGUUGAGCUCGCGUGGGAAGAUGGCGCUUUGGAACCUCGACAAGCCAGCAGCACCACACGCGUACCGGAUGCUGCGUGCACGAAUGGACCGAAUACCAGAGCCUGCUGGAAGACCGGCUUCAGCAUCGCAACAGAUUUCGACGCGAAGCUCCCACCUGAAGGAAAGACUGUGACAUAUAAUCUCGAAAUAACCAAUACCACUAUGGCACCAGACGGCUACGAGAGGCUGAUCAUGGCUAUUAACGGCCAAUAUCCUGGUCCAACACUCUAUGCAGAUUGGGGAGAUACCAUGGUUGUUAAUGUCAAGAACUCACUUCAACAUAAUGGAACGAGCAUUCACUGGCACGGGCUGCGACAACUCAACUCUUGCCAGCAUGACGGCGUUAAUGGUGUUACUGAAUGCCCGAUAGCACCUGGCUCGACAAAGCAAUAUGUAAUUCGAUGUACGCAGUUCGGAACGUCCUGGUACCACAGCCACUUCUCAGCGCAGUAUGGCGAUGGAGUCGUGGGUGCAAUCGUGAUUAAUGGCCCGGCAAGCGGAAACUACGACCUCGACUCUGGCACCCUGGCAAUCACAGAUUGGUACCACGAAACGGCAUUCACGCUCAAUAAACAGGCCAUGCAUAGCACUAGAGGUCCUCCCACUCCUGUCGGUGGACUGAUCAAUGGAACUAUGAAGUCUGAGCAUGGCGGCGCUUACCACGUCACAAAAUUUACAAAAGGCAAACGACACCGGCUGAGGCUGAUCAACACGGGUAUCGACAACAUCUUCCAUGUCUCCAUCGAUAACCACAACUUCACAGUCAUCACAUCUGACUUCGUUCCUAUCAAGCCCUAUACCACGAAUUCCGUCGCAAUCGGAAUUGGACAGCGCUACGACAUCAUUGUCAAUGCUAAUCAAGCAGUGGGGAACUACUGGCUACGGGCAGACGUCGGAACAGCCUGUGGAAGAAACGCGCAACCAAACAACAUUCUCUCCAUCAUUCGCUACGAAGGUGCCUCUACCGACGAUCCAACCUCCACCAACACGAUUACAAAAUCCACAGCCUGCUACGAUGAGUCCGUGACACCAUAUGUCUCCAACAUCGUGCCAGCCGAUGAAUUCGACACAGCCAUAAAAUCCUUCAUCGUGGACUUCAACGGAACCACGACUGCAGACGGCGGAUCUCUAGUCCAGUGGCUCGUCAACGGCAGCGAUAUCCGCGUGAAUUGGCAACACCCUACCCUCCAAAACGUCCUCGACGGCAACUACACCUUCGAAUCCAAAACCAACGUCUUCGAAAUCGACCGUCCCGCCAACGCCUGGACAUUCUGGGUCAUACAAGCCGACCAAAGCGACGUAGUCCAACUCCCCCAUCCCAUCCACCUCCACGGCCACGACUUCUACAUCCUCGGCUCAGGAUCCGGUCUUUUUGAUGGCGACAAAUCCGGAUUAAAAUUCACAAACCCCUCACGUCGCGACACGGCCACAUUACCUGCGGGAGGCUAUCUCGUCGUAGGUUUCCCUGCUGAUAAUCCGGGACUGUGGUUGAUGCAUUGUCAUAUUCCUUGGCAUGUGGGACAAGGGCUUUCGAUGCAGUUUUUGGAACGUAAGGAUGAGAUUCUGGGGGCGCUGGGGAAUCUGGGGGAUUUUGAGAAGACUUGUGGGGAUUGGAGGGGUUGGUGGGGGACAAGAGCGUUCGGUCAGGUGAAGACGGGAGUCUGUCAUCUCUCACCUGCCUCAUGA